CGGAGCGCUGGCUCUCUGAGGAAGGUCUCAAUGCCGCGGCCAGUUCUUGGAGUGGUUUUCACCUGCUAGGACUACGCAAGUUCGCGGUCCGCGUUAUCCUCACCUGUGCCUGUUUCCUGUUCUUCCCCGAAUUCCCCGAAUAUCGUCAUGGAUUUCGCUCAGCCAGCGUGAACCCGUCGCUCGUCCACGUCUCUGGCUCCGCUGUAUUCGUACUCUGUUCGAUUCCCGAUCGUUUUUAAGUGUUUAGUGUGACUUGAAGUGAACGUGGCACUGCGGAUUAAGUGUGUUUAGUUGGUGUUCGCGUGCGUGUUUCGGAAUUCUAGUGUUGUGUGUACUUCUUACCUCACUUUCCUCCGCGCUGGAAUAUGGUUUCAAUUUGUUUCAAGUGAGAACGUGAAAUAUAAAGCCGUAGCUAUGAAACUCUACAGAAUGCAAGGUCACCGCGGGCAGCCGGACUCCACUCCUAUCUGUCGGUGUCGAGUCCUGUAUUUAGGAUCGGCGGUCCCCCACGAGACGAAGGACGGUCUCCAGGGGAUACAAGGGCCCCUGAAAGAGCUGUACCCUGAGCAAGGAGCCAUCGGCGCCCGGGGCAUAGAUUCGUGGCUCAGUGUCUGGAGCAACGGAUUGCUCUUGGAGAAUGUCGACGAAAAUCACCGCAAGGUGACUAGAUUCUUCCAAAUCGAAACGCUGCACUACUGUGCGGCGGUUAGGUAUGUUUUGGUGCCAGAGAAGAACUCCGUUUCUUCAUCGUCCCAACCCAGAUUCUUACCUUUAGAUUCGCCUUUUGCACGAUCCCCUAACCUCAAUCAUCCUCCGCUGUUCGCGGCGAUCCUGAGGAGAACAACCGGUAUCAAAGUUUUAGAGUGCCACACAUUCAUCUGCAAAAGAGAGAUGGCAGCCAAUGCCCUCGUGAGAUGCUGUUUCCACGCGUACGCGGAUUCCUCUUACAUCCGGCAAAUCGACGGCAAUACCAAUAGUGUUUACGGAACCCUCCAGCGUCAGGCAGCGUCCAACGGUAACGGAAAUGGAGUCGCUGAUAAGGUCGACGGCUGGCAAAGAAUGGCAUCGCCGCCGAACAACACAGGCAGCACCUUGACCCUAAACAGCACCCUGCAGAACGCAGGCAACACGAACGGGACGAUGGAUCUAAGUCAUGAGGAGAACUCAGCCGACGAGAUUUCGAUUUACAACGGGGAUGAGAACCACAAAGUCUGGGCCGGCAGCACGCGAGACGGCUCGGCCGACCGGGAGGGGAUCUACGGGGAGUACGGCGGGAGCACGAUGAGGUCUUCAAGGUCAAGUCGACCCCGGCAAAUUGAAAAUGCCCCGGUGCCACCGCCUCCGCCGAUCAAAGAGGACAAGAACAAGAAGACGAAGGAUCGGUCGCGGAGGAAGAAGAUGACGGGCGGCAGCCGGGAGGAGAUGCACCUCAUGAACGGGUCCCUGGCCCGGCCGGGCACCUCGCACGGGCACGGGCCCGGGGUUAACGGAAUGCGAUCGUCGAGCUCCGUCGGUGGCACUCUGAUGCGGCACCCGCUGCCCCCCAACAUUUACUCGAACGGCACCAUGCUGCGGCCGGCCUCGUCGCAAUUAAACGGGUUCCACCCGGCGACUCCUCAACCAAUUAUGUUCGUGCCAACGUCGACUUUACCACACUCCAAGAAGAUCAUGGCCAAUACGUUCUCGCACCGGCCGACCAAGAACGGCCCGGUCAUGAUGCAACGCCCCCAUCUGCCCCCCAACUUCAUCCCCAUGCCCCCACACCCCAUCUACGUCCCGGCCGCGCCCGGACGAAAAAUGUCCAAACACCACCCGGUCCCCCCGCCGCUCACGAUGGAGGAGCCCAUCUACAUGCCGUCGACCAGACCCAUGAGCCCUGUCGCCUCCUACCAGCCCGGGCAUUUCCCGCUGGAGGCCUACCUCAUGCAGCACUACGCCACCAUGGACGUCAAAGCCAACAAGAAGAAGUCGAAAGAGUCCAAGAACAAGAAGGGAGUCCCUCUUGUGCCUCUGCCCGUGCCAAUGAAUGGGAUGCCUCACCCUCCUCACCCCCCUCCGCCACCGAUGAGGGCCGACGAGGAGGAAGACAUGGACGAGGAGUCCCCCUACGAUACCGGCAUUUACCGACGCAAAGGGCAUCUCAACGAGAGGGCCUUCUCGUAUAGUAUCCGACAGGAGCACCGAUCCAGGUCUUACGGGUCCUUGGCUAACCUCAAGUUCGCGGCCACGCCGAUCGUACCAGACGGAGCCAUCAGCGCCGACUCGACGGACGCUAAUGUAAAUAAAACGGAUAUCAAAAAGGAACGGGAGAUCAUGCAGAUGAUGCAUGAUUUGGAGCUGUCCGGUGACGAGCUGGAGAGAUCCGAAGUGCCGGCUAGUAUGUAUCAACCAAAUAGACAAAGAGCUGGAAAAAUCCGAAGAUAAACUUCUAUAAAUCAGGAACAUGACGUUUUUUGAUUGAUCCGAGGAACAAUGGUGCUGGACUGCGGAGAGGACCCACGAAUGCCGGUUCCGCUACAACUUGAUUCACCACUCAUCGUUGCCGGCACAAGUUCAUCGUUCCCGACGAAUUUGAAUGGAUUCCGACUCGUUUACGAUUUCUCGACGUAGCGUGGCGUCGCUCGUCGCCGUGCGCAUGCGUAGUCCCGAGCGCUCACCAAUAAACGCUCACUAAUCAACGCUCAUCAAUAACCGGCCUCAUCGCGCCCGCUCUCCGAUGGAGCCUUUUGAAUUUUAAUUAACUUCCCACUGUUGUUGUCGUUAUUGUUAUGGUCGAUGUGGUUGUCGUUGUUAGCGUCUUUUUCUGAUUUCUUCUCACUCCGAGUAUCACUGACUUAAGACAAAUAAUAUUCUCGACAACAAAGCAUAUUUUGAAAAAGAAUAACGUAUCCUCAUCUGUACUGCCAUGAAUUUAUACUGCUCAUGCUAGGAAAAAGCGCCGUAUGAACUUUCGGACUCAGCCAAAUUUUCCUCGAACAAAUAUAUAUUUGUUAGGAAAAUCAAUAUAUUUGGAUCGAUUCACCCGAGGCAGUUUCACUACUUUCAGGUUGCCGAAUUUUCUCUUGUGUUUGAUAUUUUCAACCUUCGCGUAAUCAACAUGAUGCCUUAAACCACUCUAAUAGUUAGAAAAAGAGAGAACCUCGCAAUUAUACUGGAAGGAACCACAAGAGGAUCUCAUUACUGUAAGGAAAUGGUUUUACACACGAUUGUAUUGUUAUUAAGAAACCCGUUUCCACACCACCUCAGAGGUAGAGUUAUCAGCGCGUUUUUUUAAAGUGGUAUCCCCAGUAGGCCUAUUCCACCAAAUGAUCGUUUUAGUUUAUAUAACAAAAGAUGUUUGUAUGUAACUAUCAUACAACUAAUCCUUUGGACAAUUUUCGAGAAUGAAGUCGUUCGACACGUUUUGAUAUUUGACAAUGUUUUCCCAAUCCACAUGAUGUUUGAAUUUUUUAAUAAAUCUUUAACUCAUUUUCUGAUAACGACAAGCUAUUUUCCAAUCUAGAAGAGAACUAAAUUCCUCCAUUUCUUUCUUUGAUAGAUGAAUUUUCGAUGAAAUUAAAUCCCAACAUUUAUUUAGCACCACUCCAUGAGAACGAAUAAAAUCGAUUGAAAGAUGACAGUUGUUUAGAAGUAAACGCCUGAAAUCGAAUCGAUGUGAGUGGUUAUGAAGUAGAUUUUCCGGAGAAUUGGGAUUAUUAGACAUCUCAUCGAAGUCAAUGUAAGAUGAAAUCUCUUCUAUGAGCUGCCAUGACAAGUUAUCCGAUUUACAGCUGCUUCAGCGACUUUGGAUGUCAGUACUAGAUCCUGCAAAAGCAAGCUCCAGUAUUGACAUCCAAAGUCGCUGAAGCAGAUAAAUCGGAUCACUUGUCAUGGCAGCUCAUAGAGGAGAUUUCAUCUUACAUUGACUUCCAUGAGAUGUCUAAUAAUCCCAAUACUUCGGAAAAUCUACUUUAUAGCCACUCACAUCGAUUCGAUUUCAGGCAUUUGCUUCUAAACAACUGUCAUUUUCCAAUCGAUUUUACUCGUUCUCAUGGAGUGGCGCUAAAUAAAUGUUCGGAUUUGAUUUCAUAGAAAAUUCAUCUAUCCGAGAAAGAAAUGGAGUAAUUAAGUUCUCUCCUAGAUUGGAGAAUAACUUGUCGCUAUCAGAAAAUGAGUGAAAGAUUUAUUAAAAAAUUCAAACAUCGUGUGUAUUGGGAAAACAUUGUCAAAUAUCAAAACGGCGUUUUUCUUCGGCGGAGCAGUAUAGUUUUUACAGAGGAAUCGUACUUCUGAAUAAGAUUUGGUAUGCAUGAGAGGACUACGAUUUUGAGACUCAUCCAAAAACCAAGGAAAUAGUAAGGCCUGAGAUAGAAAAAGGCUAUUGAAGAGCAUCUGCCUUUUUAUGAUAGAAUACCGUUCUCGCACAAUGAAGUGAAAGAACUAUUUAGGAGAGACCGUCAAUUCACACGAAAGGGUGGAUCGUCAAUCAGGACAAGGUGAGCGUUUAUUGAAUAAUCUACUUUUAUUAGGCAAUUUUUUAAAGAAUUUUUAGGCAAUCGAUGCUCAGCAGCUACGCAAUACCCAGCGGAAGAAUAAUUUCAGGAAACGUCACUUUUUUACGUCGUGUUAGUUUUUUUCUUUUUCUUUUAACUAGAUUUAUAAAUGACAAAGAAGCUCAACAAAAAUAAACAAUCAAAUAUUGUAUCAUAAAAUAAACGCUGUACAUAUGAAUAAAUAAAUAAUAAAAUUUAUACAUUGUAAAUUAGAAUUCUGUACUUGUCAAAUUUUGUAAUUAUUAUUUUACCGUGUAUCAGUAUGGGUCUAGUGCCUUCAAUUCUUAAUAGUGACUAGAUAAUGUGCGAUUAGACUUUGAAAUCCACUCAUGUACCAAGAUUGAUGAGCAGAAAGUAAUAGUAACAUACGAUUUAGGAAUCGGUCCUUAUAAUUCGGAAGCAUUUAGUUGAAUGAUACCGAAAUAUUCAGAGCAUUAAGGUACAGUAUUUAUUAAAUUCAGACUGCUGAAGUUGACAGAAUUAAUUAAGUUGCCAUAGUAUGCAUUUUAUCUGUGUACGCUUAUAAUUAUUAGGUGUAUAAAACCAAUAUCUUCGAAACAAACUUUGGAUUAUGAUGAAACUGUGUAGUUUUUGUAGAAAAAUAUGUACAUAAUGUAUGAUUGUUGCGUUGAAUGUGAAUGGUGAAAUUUUUUUGCAAUUUAGAGAAUUAAGUUCUCUCUCGUUCAAAGUGAUUCUGAACUCUGACUUCCAUUUGCAAUUGAUGUUGUUUUAGAAAUAGUGUAAUGUCGAGUUACAGACUUAAUGGACGUUCUGCUCCAAAAAUCAACACUAUUUCAAAUUAGGUAUUUUAUGCGAGAAUCCACAUCACACAUUCGUUCUUUUUAUCAUAGUGUGGUUGAACGAGAAUAAAACAACAUCUGUUCGUCAUCUGUUCUGUCAUUUUCGUUCGCCUCUAUUCGUGGAUCAAUUUUUCCUAUAUUCUACAUAAAAAACUUCGUUUCUUAAACACCAUAGUAAUCCCAUAUUGUUUUAUAGUUCAGUGAUUCCACACGCUCGAUUGAACCAUCAGCUUAAAGUACAUCGUGAAAAGUUGUGGGAGAAAAAAAAGCGUCGCAAUGUGAGAAACAACUCUUUCAUUUUAACUAAUAUUUGUGCAUACUUAUCAAAAAUGUUCGUUUUUUUGGUAAAUCUCAAUGAAAUGUAAUAUUUCCGUCACUGCGUUCAGCCAAAUUGUUCAUCAGUUGUUAACAAUUUUACAAAGUACCUAGCACUUACAUGAAAUUUUAAUCUUGAUCAACAUCAUGUUGUUCUCACUUACCGAUUAAUAAACCAGAGCAGCGUUCCUUUACUGCACUCUUAAUUGUAUUGUUCCAGAUCUAUACUCCUUUCCAUCGAGUGCGUAUGAUUCUGUUAACCAUUAAUUCAUGUUUCAAAUGUCAUUUAUUUUUCUUUCUUAUAAAUAUCACUCAUCUCCUCCCUACUGUCUCAUACAAGACCAAAAAGUCUGAUUAUGACACGACUAGAGGAAGCCUGAUCCCCGCAAAUAUUUAUACCCUUUCUUGUUUUUCUGUCACUCAUACCGUCAGAUUACUCUUCAUCAACUCAAAACCACUUUUCAAGAGUGGCUUAAAGUACUUCUUAGUGAACUUAGGAAUUUCCAUUUUGUUUUCUUACACACACGUCAAUUGUUAUAAAGAGUUGGCCAAGAAAAAGGAAAUGCUGAAGGGACAUACCUAAGUGUAGGGUGAUUCUGAGUUUAAAUUUCAGUGAGUUAGGAAACCUGACUGAAGAGGAGAUCAAUUUUGCUCCACUAAUGAGACUGACUCAUCGAAAUGCAAACUCAAAAUUGGUCCUCCUUCGUACUUUGCAAGCUCAAGUCUUGUGUUAAAAUAUAAACAUAUAUUUUUAAUGGACUCAUAUUAUUGAGUUAUCCUUCUAUUAUUUGCGCAUUUUGUAUCACGUUGGCUGUAUUUUAUUUUUAAAAAAAAUUAACUGUUAUAAACAUGUUUUUAUGUUGUGUCAUACGUUCAUAUACUUUAGAUGUAAUAAAGUAUUUUUAUUGAAAGAUA
Messenger RNA from Bemisia tabaci, 6562 nucleotides. RefSeq lists its product as uncharacterized. NCBI's taxonomy places the organism in Eukaryota, Metazoa, Arthropoda, Insecta, Hemiptera, Aleyrodidae. The record is from RefSeq and is a predicted model, not a curated record.